This is a messenger RNA of Xylona heveae TC161, 799 nucleotides long. RefSeq lists its product as hypothetical. The record is from RefSeq and is a predicted model, not a curated record. The coding region runs from base 332 to 760 and encodes 142 amino acids. NCBI's taxonomy places the organism in Eukaryota, Fungi, Ascomycota, Xylonomycetes, Xylonales, Xylonaceae. The transcript has a single exon.
AUUUAUUGAACCCCUGUUCACUACUCUUUUUACCCGGUGUGUCCCUCUCGACAUCGUCACGCGCAUCUGGGACGUGUACGUUUUUGAAGGCGACAAGUUUCUCGUUCGAACUGCCGUGGCGCUGCUGGCCAAGCUCGAAAGCAAACUGUAUGGAAAUCGCGGCGAAGUGCUCAAGGAGAUUGGCUGGUCCAGCACCACAACGUGGGAUCUUGGCCGCGAAGACGAUUUUAUGAUGAGCGUCCGGAGCGCUGGAAAAGAAGAAGUCAAGCGUGCUUCGUCAUGAUAACGUUUAUACCCUCUUUUCAUAUAUAUGAAAUUCUCAUUCUAGUAAAUGCAUUCCGAAGCGCUCUCUCGACUUCUUCUUCUUCUGCUUUCUCUCUUUUUCUUUUGGUCUCUUUUCUCCUCUUCUUUUCUCUUCUCUACUUUUUUUUUCUCCACUUUUCUUCUCUCUUCUUUUUUUCCCCACGUCUUCUUUGGUCCAGGGCUUGUGACUCAAAGCAAAGCAUUCCUUUUAUUUUAUUUUCGAUCCAUUUCACCACCCAAAUUUUUCAUAUAUAGGGCACACUUUCUUUUCAAUUCUUCUUACAUUCGGUGGGCAGUGCGCCACUUGUACUUAAUUCUAGCAUCUGGAUGCCACAUUGUCGGCAUAUCUAGAACCAAGAUUGUCAAUAUAGGACCUUUUCAUUUUACUUUUACCUCUUUUUUUUUCUUUCAAAUUAGGGUUAUGCCACUUUCCAUGUAUCAGAGUGCUACUCUUUAAGCUCUUGUAUUUAUCUACGCUCCCUCUUUUUUUAUUUCU